Stylonychia lemnae is the source of this 924-nucleotide messenger RNA. The record is from the annotation of a GenBank genome assembly. NCBI's taxonomy places the organism in Eukaryota, Ciliophora, Spirotrichea, Sporadotrichida, Oxytrichidae.
AUGCCUUCACAAAAAGCAAUUUUAUUCUCAACUGUUGUUGCUCUAUUCGUAAGCAGUUUGACAUAAGCUAAGUUGUCAACUAAUUUGAAAGCACUUUUCACUAGAGAUAACAAGCCAAGCGGAGAAAAACUCGAAACUUUCUUGAGCUUGGGUUUGAUUAAUCCAUCAGCCUACUACCUCCAAGAUUCUGAUAUGAUUCUCAUAAAAGAAAUCUCUGAUAGUGCUUAUGAACUUAGACACAAUCUUCAACAUGAUUUUCCUACUUAUAACCACUAAUCCUUCCUCAAUUCAUAUGUAAUUUUUGCAAAUGGUACAUUUUCGUCACAAUCUCAAUUCCAAGAAUGGGCUCAUGCUCUCCUCAAGGAUCUAGAGUAAUAAACUAAUGAUGAGAGAUAAGGCCUAAUGAACAAAACAAAUAUUCAUGAGCAAAAUCAAACAAAUGAGACUGGCUAUGAUUUCUAUAGCUCAUCAAACGAGACUGAAUAUGGAGUCUAAGGUUACGACUAUGACUGGACCUUAUCUGAAAGUGAAAAAGAAGACAUCCACUCUUUGGUAGAGUCCCUAGCUACCUACGACAAUACCAUAAAGAUAGAAGAGGUCUAUGCAGAUAUUAUUUCUAAGGUUCAAAAUUGCUCAAGCAAAUAAGAAUACUUUGAGGUUUACAACUAGAUUACUGCUCAUUAUUGGGAAUCAUACUAUGAAAGAAUAAAUAAAACUAAUGAAAAGCAAGCAGUACCUCAGCCUCAGUAAAACUAAACAAUUGAUGAAGGCAAAAACCAAAGACAUCAUAAGCAUCAAGAUAAACACUAAGAUGGAAAAGAGUUCAGAGGUGAUAGACCACCUAAGGAUCACUAAAAGGGAAAGAAAGAUGGAAAAUUUUUCUUUAGAAGGCCUCAUCAUAAGGGAUUCUUGGGGGGUAACUGA